Molecule: messenger RNA, 4292 nt
Organism: Artibeus jamaicensis (Jamaican fruit-eating bat)
Lineage: Eukaryota; Metazoa; Chordata; Mammalia; Chiroptera; Phyllostomidae
Product: guanylate-binding protein 6-like
Exons: 11
Coding region: 321-2198 (625 amino acids)
Biological process (GO): defense response to protozoan; defense response to Gram-positive bacterium
Molecular function (GO): GTPase activity; GTP binding
Source: RefSeq, a predicted model, not a curated record
CCAAAUCAGGAAGAGGGACCAGCCUGAGAUUCUGAAGCUUUGCUUCCUCCCUGGCCCUUUCAUGCCAGUUGGUGGAAGGAGAUGAUGAAAACCCAACAGUUAACUUCACAGGAAAGGGCGUAUCCUUUCGAUUUCUGCUCUGUACUUCCCAACCUGACUCAAAACUGCUUGCCUGGAAUAUCUGGCUCAGAUUUUCAUCUCCCAAAGAGAGCAGCGGGUACCGGGAGGAAUCAGAAGCAAGAGAGAGCUGCAAGGGGAGAGUGAGGACAGCUGAGACCUUGUUCCUGUUUGCAGCGUCGGAGAUAGGUUGGCAGGUUGCCAUGGCAUCUGGAUUCAACAUGACAGCCCCCAUUUGUCUGGUGGAAAACAUCAAAGAGCAGCUCUCAGUGAAUCAGGAAGCUCUACAGAUUCUUGACCAGAUUUCUCAGCCAGUGGUGGUCGUGGCCAUUGUGGGACUGUAUCGCACAGGCAAAUCCUACUUGAUGAACUGUCUUGCAGGCCAGAACCAUGGUUUCCCUCUGGGCUCUACGGUGCAGUCUGAAACCAAGGGCAUCUGGAUGUGGUGUAUGCCCCACCCCUCCAAGCCUAACCACACUCUGGUCCUUCUGGAUACCGAGGGCCUGGGUGAUGUGGAAAAGGGUGACCCUAAGAAUGACUCGUGGAUCUUUGCCCUGGCUGUGCUUCUGAGCAGCGUGUUCGUCUACAACAGCAUGGGCACCAUCAACCACCAGGCCCUGGAGGAGCUGCAUUAUGUGACAGAGCUGACAGAACUCAUCAGGGCAAAGUCCUCCCCUACACCAGAUGGAGGAGAUGAUUCCAUGGAGUUUGUGAGUUUCUUUCCAGACUUUGUCUGGACCAUACGGGAUUUCACCCUGGAGCUGAAGUUAAAUGGUCACCCUGUCACAGAAGAUGAGUACCUGGAGAAUGCCUUGAAGCUGAUUCCAGGAAGAAAUCCCAAAGUGCAAAUAGCCAAUCUUCCCAGAAAGUGUAUCCGGCAUUUCUUUCUAAAACGGAAGUGCUUUGUCUUUGAUCAGCCAACAAAGGACAAAGAACUUCUAGCCAAUAUUGAGAAUGUUCCAGAAAAUGAACUGGAUCCUAAAUUCCAGGAACAAACAAAGAAUUUCUGCUCUUACAUCUAUACUCAGUCAAGAACCAAAACCCUCAGAGAGGGAAUCGUGGUCACUGGGAAACGGCUACAGACUCUGGUGGUGAAUUAUGUGAACACCAUCAACAGUGGAGCAGUGCCUUGUUUGGAGAAUGCAGUGACAACUCUGGCCCAGAUCGAGAACUCAGCGGCUGUGCAGAAGGCAGCCGACCACUACAGCGAGCAGAUGGCCCAGCGAGUGAGGUUCCCCACAGACACGCUCCAGGAGCUGCUGGACCUGCACGCGGCCUGUGAGAGGGAAGCAAUUGCGAUUUUCAUGGAGAAGUCCUUCAAGGAUGAGCAGAGGGAGUUCCAGAAGAAGCUUGUGGAAAUCAUAAAGGAUAAGAAGGAUGACUUCAUCCUGCAGAAUGAAGAGGAAUCUGUUAAGUACUGCCAGGCUACCCUUGAUCAGCUUUCAGUGGCCCUCGUGGAAAGUAUUUCAGCAGGAACUUUCUCUGUUCCUGGGGGUCACAAGCUCUACUUGGAAACAAAGGAAAGGAUUGAAGGGGACUAUUACAAAGUGCCCAGGAAAGGAGUGAAGGCGAAUGAGGUCCUCCAGAGCUUCCUGCAGUCACAGAUGGCCAUAGAGAAAUCCAUCCUGCAGGCAGACAAAGCACUCACAGAUGGGGAGAAGGCCAUGGCAGAGGAGCGGGCCAGGAAGCAGGCUGCUGAGAAGGAGCAGGAGCUGAUGAAACAGAAACUGCAGGAUGAGGAGCAACAGCUGGAGGCCCAGAGGAGGAGUCUCGAGGAAAACAUAGCUCAGCUGAAGGAGAAGCUGGAGCGAGAAAGAGAGAACACAAUAAGAGAGCAGAAUAUGAUGUUGGAGCAUAAACUGAAGGUACAAGAAGAUCUGCUUGCUGAACAGUCUAGAGAGAAAUCUGAAGAGAUGAAUGCAGAGAUAAAUCAGUUGAGAAAUAUGAUUAAAACUGAAAAGGACAGUCACUUUAUUUCAGAAACCUUGAAUAUAAUUAUCAAGGAGAUCAUUCAAAUAUUGUUUGCUAAAUCUGUUGGUAAUAUUAUGACAAGAGUGAGCUCACUAUUUAAAAAGAUCUAGUUCUUCAUUUAAUGAAAUUAUAAAAUGUAGAUAUAUGCUCUGGCUUAUUUUUUUGUAUAUACACCUCUGAACUGAGAGGCAGAGACAGAUUAAAAUGACUUGGCUAAAGUUACAGCCAGCAGGUGACGGGGGAGGAGCAGCAUUAUCUAGAGACAACAUUUUACCCUGGGGAGGCAAAUAUAAAAAAGCACCAGAGGAUCGAGGUUUGGUUCCCAGUCAGGGCACAUGCCUGGGUUGCAGACCAGGUCCCCAGUUGGGGGGUGGUGCAUGAGGGGCAACCACACACUGAUGUUUUUCUCCCUCUCUUUCUUCUUCCCUUCCCCCUGUCUAAAAUUAAAAUAAAUAAAAUCUUUAAUAAAUUUAUCAUGUACAUGUACUGGAAUAUUAUGUAGCCAGUAAAUAAGUUGGGGGUGGUACUCUAUUUGUACCAACAUAGAACAAUCUUCAAAAUAUGUCACACAGAGAAAAAAAUGAAGUACAAAACAGCCUGUAUAAUGUGUUUAAUGUAAAUAAAUGUAAUUAUUGUGUGCAUUCAUAAAUAGACAUGAAUGUUUCUGUAAUGAUUCAUUAGAAGCAAGCAACAUUGGUUUCUCUGGAUAGGACUGAUAUGAUCAGGGCUGGAAAACAUACAUGCUUUUCAUUAUAAGUUGUAGAUUUUGAAUUUUAUAAAGAAAGCUUAUGUUAACAUUUUAAAUAAAAUUUAAAAUAAAGAAAGAAAAAUUAAAAUGCAAUACUAAUAUAAAUAAUAAGAAGAAAAUGUGAAGUUGGCUAUUAGAUGAUGAAAUUGUUCAUUGUUUCUAGAAAUGAUAUUAGUCUGCUCCAAGAUCAGAAUACUACAAAACCUAAAAUUCGAAUCCUCAUCUUGUUUUUGUUUUAGCCUUGAGUCUUGAUCCUCUAUAUUUAUUUCAAAACUAAGAUAUAAACUUUUAUGUUGCCCUUUGAGGGCCCUGCUAACUUAUCCUCUUUUGCCUAUCUCUGAACUACACUUUUAAGGUGUGAAAUUUAAACUACUAAACAUAAGAAUAUGCACUGGUGAGAGGGAUUCUAUCAUCUUAAAAGUGCAGUGGUGGCCUCUUUGCUGUAGGCAAGAGCCAGAAGGGACCUGUGCCAUUGCAGGACUGGAUACCGCAGCUAGUGCAGGGGAUGAUAAAUCUUCACACAUGGAGGCCAGGUGUUGGCACUUCAAUAUCAGAAACCAAGUACGUACAAUGACAGUAAUGAGCAUUGUGGUUUAUCUUAGCUCAGGCUGCUAUGGCAAAUUGCCAUGUAUUGAGUGGCAUAGACAAUAAACAUUUAUUUCUCCCAGUCCUAGAGGCUGUUAGUUUGAGAUCAGUGUGCCAGCAUCCCAAGGCAAAGAGCCCUGCAACUCUGGAACAAGGAAUAAUGAUAACAAUUUUCCCAUUCCUCCUCUAAGGGGACCUCUGCCCAUUUACUUGGUACCUGUGUUCUGGGGAAAUGGAAAUGCUCAAGCAAUUUGAUGACUUUUGACAAGUUGUCAGUGAUACCAGUUAUGGAAAAGACAUCACAGUCUUGCGUCUGAAUGCAGGUCCAGCUGCCUGCUAUUUUAAAAGCUAAUACUCAAGAGGCAGGUGCUGAUGUAAAGUGGUUUUAUUCAGGUGCCAGUGGUUUUAUUCAGGAAGGUGGGAGACUCUUGCGUCAAAGUCCAUCUCAGUAUCUCAGGCAUCCUGGCUAGAACAAACAGGAACCGUGGUAAGAAGGAACUAAGGAACAGUUCACUUUCUGGUGAACCUCACUUUCUGGUGAAGUGCAGUUUCUCAGCUCUGCUUUUGGGUGGUUUCAGUGCUACCUCUUGUGUACAUCAUCAUGUAGUUUCACUGUUCUGUCCACAGUUUCACUGCUGAUAUCUGGGAACAGGACACGCAGGCAGCAUCUCUGCUGGUUCUGAUAUGAGUCAUUGACACUUGCCCAGUUUCUUGUGGUCAGGGUCAUGUUUUGGUUCAGCAGGAGCUACAACUGCUGAUGUCUGUAAAAUCCGUAUAAGGAAACUUGUAGUACAUGAAUCUUCUAUGAGUUUGUUAUACAGCCUAUUCUAUUGUUAUGAUCUGAUUAGUAAAUAAAUUAUGUUUACGUCGA